Molecule: messenger RNA, 978 nt
Organism: Trifolium pratense (red clover)
Lineage: Eukaryota; Viridiplantae; Streptophyta; Magnoliopsida; Fabales; Fabaceae
Exons: 8
Coding region: 1-978 (325 amino acids)
Source: RefSeq, a predicted model, not a curated record
AUGGUAUUUCAUCAAGUGGAUAAUGAUUUUGAUUGUGUUGAUAUCUACAAGCAAGAUGCUUUGCAACAUCCUUUGCUAAAAAAUCACAAAAUUCAGCUUUAUCCAACAUUCGCCAAGAAUGUUGUGCGGAGUAGGCCAUCUUAUGAUGGUGAAUGUCCAGCAAGAAAAGUACCAACUUACAAUAGGACAAGAAAACAUCAAAUUGUUGCUAAUUCGUCUUCGAAAUUACAAUUUGGAGAUCUUCCUAGUCGCUAUCGUGUUCAUCCAGCCUUAUAUGGAGACAGUCAACCACGACUAACUACAAAAUGGACGGGUGGCACUAAUCGUGGUUGUAUCGAUAAGCGUUGUGCUGGUAUCGUCCAAAUAACUCAACGCAAAUCGUAUCUUGGAGAUGUCCAAUCACCCGGUACUCCCAUUGGUUCGGGGGAUACAAAAUCCGUUUUUGAAGUCAAAAUCCAACGGGAUAAAUCCACGGGUAAUUGGUGGUUAACUGUUGAUGGAGUUAUACAAGUUGGAUAUUGGCCAAAAGAAUUAUUUACUCACUUAAGGGAAGGAGCAUCUUUGGUUAGAUUUAUGGGUCAAGUUUGGGCCGAACAGACUAUGUUGUAUCCUCUAAUGGGUAGUGGGAGAUUGCCUAAAGAAGGAUAUGCAAACGCAGCUCUUUUCGAAAAUCUCAUGACUAUUGAUUCAAACUCUUAUCAAAUCGAUGUACUACCUGAAGAUAUGAAACCAUAUAGUGAUAGUAAUCCAAAUUGCUAUGAUUUGUUGUAUUCUGAGUAUUCAGGACCUAGGUAUCGACGCUUUUUUGUUCAUGGUAUUUUGAAGGAUCUGAUUCAUAAGUCUAUGAGUGAGACAAUGGCAAGUUGCAGUCUGAUCAUUGAAGUUCAAGCUAACUCUAUGAAUUUAGAGAAGAGUUUAUCUAUCAUUUUGUAUUGUCAGUGUCUUGCAAUGCUUACUUCUGAUGCUCAGAAUCACUAG